CCGAACCUGUUCUAUUCGUUAUAUUUGAAACACGUUGCCUACUCGUCCCAAUGACUACUAUGACGACGGUAAUGCACUUUCUGUGUAUUUUAUCGAUUGCGAUCGCGGUGGCGGUAGAAAUUCCACAGAUCGACGAUCAUACCGAAAAUCGAUUUGCGCGAGUGGCUUACGGCGAGGACUAUGAUCACGAGAAGUAUGAGUACGUGGUAAUGCUAUUGGGAGAGGAUGAAAAUUCAUCGGAGAUCGCGUCACUAUGCUCGGGAUCGUUGUUAUCGCCAAUAGCGGUGUUGACCGCCGCUCACUGCACCUAUGGCAUGACCGCAUCCAAGCUUACCGUCGUAGUUCCUAAAACUGCUUCUGAUGAUGUUCGUCUGUCCGAAGUCCAGAAAAUAUAUCAACAUCCAGCGUACAAAAAAUUAAAAACCUUCGCUGAUUUAAGUUUGUUGAAAAUUAAGAGACCGUUUAUAAGUAUCAAACGUUUCGCGUCAAUUGCCGGCCUUCCUAGUGAUUUCGUUGGCAACACAGGACGAAAAUGCGUCGCCAUCGGGUUCGGCGAUAAAGCGCCGGGUGAUAUGUCGGAAAACGGGCAAAUAAUAAAUAUCACCAUCCAAUACGGCAGCGACAAAUGCAAAUCCAUGCUGGAAGAUGAUGGGUUCAGUAAUGAACUUGGAAAAGCAGUGCACGAAGAAUUCUUAUGCUCAACAAACGACAAUCAUACGGUGUGCCAUGGAGACAGCGGUGGUCCGUUGAUAUGUGGCGAACACCAAUUUGGCGUGUCUAGCAAUGUUAUCGUUGGCGAACAAGACGACAAUCAUUGCGGUAGGUAUGAAGACAUGAGCAGGUUCGUGUUUCUCUACCAUUACAGGGACUGGAUAUCAUCAAGUAUGGACUCUAUAAACGACGGGAAGUCUGACCUACUACACCAUCGGUUAUUUGUCAACAUCUUAGCGACAUUAAUCGUGUUGUGUGUACAAAAUUAAAAUGCUACAUUUGAUUUACUUAUAUAAUUGUUAUUGGUAAAAAACUAAUGUAGUCACACUGGUAAGCAUCCCACAGGCUCACUUUUCAAA
Molecule: messenger RNA, 1070 nt
Organism: Sipha flava (yellow sugarcane aphid)
Lineage: Eukaryota; Metazoa; Arthropoda; Insecta; Hemiptera; Aphididae
Product: mite allergen Eur m 3-like
Exons: 5
Coding region: 51-980 (309 amino acids)
Biological process (GO): proteolysis
Molecular function (GO): serine-type endopeptidase activity
Source: RefSeq, a predicted model, not a curated record